AUGACUGUCUUAAAAUCCGAAUCUUUCAAUCCAUUAGAAGAAUCUUACGAAGGUGGGAAACCAUUGGAUUAUUCCAAAAACACAGAAACUAAAUCCUGGGCCAACGUCAUCCCAAACAAACAAGGGUUAUACGACCCAAACUAUGAAAAAGAUGCCUGUGGUGUUGGUUUCGUGGCUAAUUUCAAAGGGGUCCAAUCCCAUAAGAUCGUCUCAGAUGCAAAAUAUCUAUUAUGUAACAUGACGCAUCGUGGUGCUGUCUCUUCAGCCGGUAAUGGUGAUGGUGCAGGUAUCCUUGUGGGCAUGCCUCAUGUUUUCUUCAAAAGAGAAUUCAAAUUAGACCUUAAUAUCGAUGUUCCUGAAAUGGGUCAUUAUUCUAUUGGUAAUAUUUUCUUUAAUAAAAAUCAACCAAUGGAAAAAAUUGAAUCUUUAAAAUUGAUUUUCGAAUCGUUGGCUAAAGAUCAAGAUUUGAACGUCUUGGGUUGGAGAAAAGUCCCUGUCGAUUCAUCCAUCUUGGGUGAAGUUGCUUUGUCAAGAGAACCUUUGAUCUUACAACCUUUGAUUGUCCCCAUCGAUGUCAAAUUGGAAAAUUUCGAUUCUUUUGAUGAUAAUAAAUUCCAAAGAUCCUUGUAUCUUUUAAGAAAACAAGCCUCUAAAAAUAUCUCCUUAAAUGAUUGGUUCUAUGCAUGUUCCUUAAGUAAUAAAACAAUUGUUUAUAAAGGUCAAUUGACUCCAAAUCAAGUCUAUGAUUAUUUCCCAGACUUAACAAACGCUCAUUUCGAAUCCCAUAUGGCUUUGGUUCAUUCUAGAUUCUCCACAAAUACUUUCCCAUCUUGGGAUAGAGCUCAACCGUUACGUUGGUUGGCUCAUAAUGGUGAAAUCAAUACUUUAAGAGGUAAUAAGAAUUGGAUGAGAGCAAGAGAAGGUGUCAUGUAUUCUAAAACUUUUAAAGAUCAAUUAGAUCAAUUAUAUCCAAUUAUCGAAGACGGUGUCUCAGAUUCAGGUGCUUUAGAUAACGUCUUGGAAUUAUUAACCAUUAAUGGUGUCUUAUCCUUGCCAGAAGCCAUCAUGUUAAUGGUCCCUGAAGCAUAUCAUAAAGAUAUGGAUUCACAUUUAAAAGCUUGGUUCGAUUGGGCUGCUUGUUUAAUGGAACCUUGGGAUGGUCCAGCUCUUUUAACUUUCACAGAUGGUCGUUAUACAGGUGCCAUGUUAGAUAGAAAUGGGUUAAGACCUUGUCGUUAUUACGUCACCUCUGAUGAUAGAGUCAUUUGUGCUUCCGAAGUAGGUGUCAUCCCAAUACAAAACUCUUUGAUCAUUCAAAAGGGCAAAUUGAAACCGGGUGAUAUGUUCUUAAUUGAUACAGAUGCUGGUGAAAUCGUAGACACAAAGAAAUUGAAAUUGAAAUUCGCCAAAAGAAAAGAUUUCAAAUCUUGGUUAUCCAAAAUUAUUAAAUUAGAUGAUUUGAUUGAAAAAUUAAAUACAAAUUCAACUUCUUUGAAAUCUUUAAAAUCCAUAAUCGAUACUUCUCCUGAAUUACCUUCCUUAAAAGUUCAAAGUGAUCCACGUCUCUUAGCCAAUGGUUAUACUUUUGAACAAGUCUCAUUCUUAUUGACCCCAAUGGCUUUAACUGGUAAAGAAGCUUUAGGUUCUAUGGGUAACGAUGCUCCCUUAGCUUGUCUAAACCAAGACCCUGUAUUAGUUUAUGAAUAUUUCAGACAAUUAUUUGCUCAAGUGACAAACCCUCCAAUUGAUCCAAUUCGUGAAGCAAACGUCAUGUCUUUGGAAUGUUAUGUUGGUCCACAGGGAAAUCUAUUAGAUAUGGAAUCAGAACAAUGCAAUCGUUUAUUAUUAAAAUCUCCUAUUUUACGUUGGAACGAAUUUAAAGCCUUAGAAAAUAUUGAAUUGAUUCAUCCUUCUUGGACUAUUGGUAAUAUCGAUAUCACUUUUGAUAAAUCAGAAGGUUUAUUAGGUUAUACUGCUGCCAUUGAUCGUAUUAAUAAAGAAGCUAGUAAUUUAAUUGAUGAACGCAAGAAAAUACUUAUUUUGUCUGAUAAAAAAAUGGGUCCUUCUAGAAUCUCUGUAUCUUCAUUAAUCGCAGUUGCUUCAGUACAUCAUCAUUUAGUAAGAAAUAAACAACGUUCAAAUGUUGCCAUUAUUUUAGAAACUGGUGAAGCUAAAGAAGUUCAUCAUUUCUGUGUAUUAUUAGGUUAUGGUUGUGAUGGUAUUUAUCCAUAUUUGGCCAUGGAAAGUUUAGUUAGAAUGAAUAAUGAAGGUUUGAUCCGUAAUGUUCAAAAUGAUGAUAUCAAUCUAAAUGAAAAUACUUUAUUAGAUAACUAUAAGCAUGCUGUUGAUGCAGGUAUAUUAAAAGUCAUGUCUAAGAUGGGUAUUUCCACAUUAGCUUCUUAUAAAGGUGCUCAAAUCUUUGAAGCUUUAGGUGUUGAUAAUUCAGUCAUUGAUUUAUGUUUCACCGGUACUGCUUCAAGAGUCAACGGUGUUACUUUUGAAUUUAUUGCCCAAGAUGCAUUCUCCUUACAUGAACGUGGUUAUCCUUCAAGACCUGUCGUUUCAAGAUCUGUCAAUUUACCAGAAAGUGGUGAAUACCAUUAUAGAGAUGGUGGUUAUAAGCAUGUUAAUGAUCCAACUGCUAUUGCCUCUUUACAAGAUUCUGUUACUAAUAAGAACGAAACUGCUUGGAGAAUGUACGUCAAAAAGGAAAUGGAAGCCAUUAGAGAAUGUACUUUGAGAGGUUUACUAAGGUUAGAUUUCGAAAAUUCUACUCCUAUUCCACUUGACCAAGUUGAACCUUGGACUGAAAUCGCUAGAAGAUUCGCUUCAGGUGCUAUGUCUUAUGGUUCCAUUUCCAUGGAAGCCCAUUCCACUUUAGCCAUUGCCAUGAACCGUUUGGGUGCUAAAUCUAAUUGUGGUGAAGGUGGUGAAGAUGCUGAAAGAUCUCUUGUUAGUCCAAAUGGUGACACUAUGAGAUCAGCUAUCAAACAAGUUGCCUCCGCUAGAUUCGGUGUCACUUCACAUUAUUUAUCUGACGCUGAUGAAAUCCAAAUUAAAGUUGCCCAAGGUGCUAAACCUGGUGAAGGUGGUGAAUUGCCAGCUCAUAAAGUUUCUAAAGAAAUUGCCAAGACUAGACACUCUACUCCAAAUGUCGGUUUGAUUUCUCCUCCACCUCAUCAUGAUAUUUAUUCCAUUGAAGAUUUGAAGCAAUUGAUUUAUGAUUUGAAAUGUGCUAAUCCAAGAGCUGGUAUUUCUGUUAAAUUAGUGUCUGAAGUUGGUGUUGGUAUUGUUGCCUCAGGUGUGGCUAAAGCUAAAGCUGAUCAUAUUUUGGUUUCUGGUCAUGAUGGUGGUACUGGUGCUGCUAGAUGGACUUCAGUCAAAUAUGCAGGCUUACCUUGGGAAUUAGGUUUAGCUGAAACUCAUCAAACUUUAGUUUUGAAUGAUUUAAGACGUAAUGUUGUCGUUCAAACUGAUGGUCAAUUAAGAACUGGGUUUGAUAUUGCCGUCGCAGUUCUAUUAGGUGCAGAAUCAUUUACAUUGGCUACUAUCCCAUUAAUUGCCAUGGGUUGUGUUAUGUUAAGAAGAUGUCAUUUGAACGUUUGUGCAGUUGGGAUUGCUACUCAAGAUCCAUACUUGAGAUCUAAGUUCAAAGGUCAACCAGAACAUGUUAUCAAUUUCUUCUACUAUUUGAUUCAAGAUUUAAGAGAAAUUAUGGCUAAAUUAGGUUAUCGUACCGUUGAUGAAAUGGUUGGUCAUUCCGAAAAAUUAUUAAAGAGAGAUAAUGUUAAUCCAAAGGCUUUGAAUAUUGAUUUAGGUCCAAUUUUAACUCCAGCUCAUGUCAUCCGUUCUGAUGCUGAAACUAGAUUUACCAAAAAGCAAGAAAUGAAAUUACACACUCGUCUAGAAAAUAAAUUAAUUGAUGAAGCAGAAAUUACUUUAGACCGUGGUUUACCUGUUACUAUUGAUGCUAAGAUUGUCAAUACCGAUCGUGCAUUGGGUUCUACUCUAUCUUAUAGAAUUUCCAAGAAAUUCGGUGAACAAGGGUUACCAAAGGACACUGUCGUUGUGAACAUUGAAGGUUCUGCUGGUCAAUCAUUUGGUGCCUUCUUGGCUCCUGGUAUUACUUUCAUCCUAAAUGGUGAUGCUAACGAUUAUGUUGGUAAAGGUUUAUCUGGUGGUACUAUUGCUAUUAGACCACCAAAGGAUUCUUCAUUUAGAAGUGAUGAAAAUGUCAUUGUUGGUAAUACUUGUUUCUACGGUGCUACUUCUGGUAAUGCCUAUAUCUCUGGUUGUGCUGGUGAACGUUUCGGUGUACGUAACUCUGGUGCAAACAUUGUCAUUGAAAGAAUUAAAGGUAAUAAUGCUUUCGAAUAUAUGACUGGUGGUAGAGUUGUUGUUUUAAGUCAACUAGAAUCAUUGAAUGCAUUCUCAGGUGCUACUGGUGGUAUUUCUUACUGUUUGGUAUCAGACUUUGAUGAUUUCGAUGGUAAGGUUAAUAAAGAUACUGUAGAAUUAGAAGAUUUAUCUGAUCCAGUUGAAAUCGCUUUAGUUAAGAAUAUGAUUCAAGAACACGUGAACUUAACUGAUUCUAAAUUAGGUGCUAAGAUUUUGAAUAGCUUUAACUAUUACUUGAAAAACUUUGUGAAGGUAAUUCCAACUGAUUACAAGAAGGUUUUAAUUAAAGAAAAAGAGAACUUGGCAAAACAAAAACAAAAGGAAGCUGAAGCAUUCUUGAAUAAACUUCAAAGAAAUAAUAACCAUGAAGAAAUGGAUGCUACAAACGGUGAAGUAAAGAGUUUAUUGUCUGCUAAAGUUCAAGCUCAAAAUUCAGCAGUAUCCAAUAAUUCUACAUUGAAAGAACCAAAAUUAGUUGAUUUAGAAGAUGCUAUUCCUGAUCAAGAAGCUAAUGAAAAGAAAAUUGAAAAGUUGGAAAAAUUACGUGGUUUCAUGACAUAUCAAAGACGUCAAGAAAAAUAUAGACCUGCUAAAGCAAGAGCUAAGGAUUGGGAUGAAUUUACAGCGCCAUUAUCUAAAAAGGAAUCAAGAAUUCAAGCUGCAAGAUGUAUGGAUUGUGGUACUCCUUUCUGUUUAUCAGACACUGGUUGUCCAGUUUCCAACAUUAUUCCUAAAUUUAACGACUUAAUCUUCAAGAAUGAAUGGAAACUAGCUUUGGAUAAGUUAUUAGAAACUAACAAUUUCCCAGAAUUUACUGGUAGAGUUUGUCCAGCUCCAUGUGAAGGUGCUUGUACUUUAGGUAUUAUUGAAUUGCCAGUUGGUAUUAAAUCAAUUGAAAGAAUUAUUAUUGAUAAUGCUUUUAAGAAUGGCUGGAUUAAACCAAAUCCACCAUCUCAUCGUACCGGUAAGACUAUUGGUAUUAUUGGUUCUGGUCCUUCAGGUUUAGCUUGUGCUGAUCAAUUGAAUAAAGCGGGUCAUAAUGUUGUUGUUUAUGAAAGAAAUGACAGAUGUGGUGGUUUACUAAUGUACGGUAUUCCAAAUAUGAAAUUGGAUAAAUCUGUGGUACAACGCCGUAUUGAUUUAUUAAAGGCAGAAGGUAUCGAAUUUAUGACUAAUGUUUCCAUUGGUAAGGAUAUUUCUGUUGAAGAAUUAAAAGAACAGCAUGAUGCUGUCGUGUUUGCCAUUGGUUCCACCAUUCCAAGAGAUUUGCCAAUUAAGGGUCGUGAAUUAAAGAAUAUUGAUUUUGCUAUGUCAUUGUUAGAAAAGAAUACUAAAGCUUUAUUAAACAAUGAACUUGAAGUUGUACGUGAGCAAAUCCAAGACAAGAGAGUUAUUGUUAUUGGUGGUGGUGAUACUGGUAACGAUUGUUUAGGUACUUCUGUUAGACAUGAAGCUAAAUCUGUUGUUAAUUUCGAAUUAUUGCCACAACCACCACAGGAAAGAUCUAAGGAUAAUCCAUGGCCACAAUGGCCAAGAAUCAUGAGAGUUGAUUAUGGUCAUGCGGAAGUUAAACAACAUUAUGGUAAAGAUCCAAGAGAAUACUGUAUUUUAUCUAAGGAAUUCAUUGGUAAUGAAGAAGGUGAAGUCACCGGUAUCAAGACAGUCCGUGUUGAAUGGAAGAAAUCUGAAAGUGGUGUUUGGCAAAUGAUUGAAAUUCCAAAUAGUGAAGAAACUUUUGAAGCCGAUAUUGUACUAUUAUCUAUGGGGUUCAUUGGUCCUGAAUUAUUAUCCGAUGAUAAUAUUAAAAAGACUAAGAGAGGCACUAUUGAUACCUUAGAAGACUCUUCUUAUUCCAUUGAUGGUGAAAAAUUAUUCGCUGCAGGUGAUUGUAGAAGAGGUCAAUCUUUAAUUGUUUGGGCCAUACAAGAAGGUAGAAAAUGUGCAGCGUCUAUCGAUACAUUCUUAAUGGGCAAUACCUACUUACCAAACAAUGGUGGUAUUGUUAAACGUGAUUAUCAAUUAUUGGAAGAACUAGCCGCUAAAGUUAAUUAG
Messenger RNA from Henningerozyma blattae CBS 6284, 6450 nucleotides. RefSeq names its product glutamate synthase (NADH) (gene GLT1). The record is from RefSeq and is a predicted model, not a curated record. Bases 1 to 6450 code for a protein of 2149 amino acids. Lineage: Eukaryota; Fungi; Ascomycota; Saccharomycetes; Saccharomycetales; Saccharomycetaceae. Gene Ontology annotation, molecular function: flavin adenine dinucleotide binding; FMN binding; iron ion binding. The transcript has a single exon.